Molecule: messenger RNA, 606 nt
Organism: Lytechinus variegatus (green sea urchin)
Lineage: Eukaryota; Metazoa; Echinodermata; Echinoidea; Temnopleuroida; Toxopneustidae
Exons: 4
Coding region: 1-558 (185 amino acids)
Cellular component (GO): membrane
Source: RefSeq, a predicted model, not a curated record
AUGACAAGUCAUGUAAAAAUAGUUUUAUCGUCAUCGUCAAGACUUUGGAGAUACAGGUCAACUUAUGCAAACACAUCGAGAUCAAAUUGCAGCUCUUCUUCUUACGCAGCCUUCGAUCUACUGUUUUCCGAAGGCAUUUUUACAGAGUGGCACAUUAAUCUCAACUUUACCACGAGAGGGCGGUCCUUCAAGCUCCGAGAAGUAUCGGCUGCAAUGUUCUCUUUAGGAUCGUCCCUUUCCUCUUCCCUGGACAUAGACUUCUUUCGCGUACCGGUUGGGAGCUACUACAACUGCACCAACUUGAACUUGACCCUGUCAUUUUUCCAGCUCAACCUCACCCAGCCUUUGUUCCAGCCGUUUGUCCAGAAAACCAAAGGAGGUGAUAAUUGGGGAAAACCUUAUGAGUGCAGACCUGGAGGCCGAGGUGGGUGGAGUCUGGUCGUCGUCGUCGGCGUCGCCAUCGUCAUAGUCGUGAUCUUAGCUGUGGUCAUUUCAGUGACAGUCUGCGUGGUUAAACGAAGGAAGUCAUCCCGUCAAGGGUACAGUUCAGUGGCGUAGCUAGGAUUUUUUUCCCGGGGGGGCACUGGGGGGUCCUUGCUUUUUCAG